AUGUCAGUAGCGAUUUUAAGCGGUAAAUCCAUUCAAUGGAUUUUACGUUCAUCAAAUCCUCUUCGGACAGCUUUUUUACUCGUACCAACAACAUCGAAGACAGUCGAACAGAAACGUUCUGUCUCCUGGUAUUUAGGUAAAGAAGAACAUCGAAAUUUCUUAUCUCAAGCCAGUUACUUUUAUUCAAAUCCGGAAUAUGCUCAAUGGAAAGAAAAGUCGUUUCGAAAUGAAUUGAUGGUGGAAACACCGCCCAAACGUAAGUUACGUAACUUUAAAAUUAACUUUGGUCCACAACAUCCAGCAGCUCACGGUGUACUUCGUCUCAUUGUUGAACUUGAUGGAGAGACUGUCUUACGUGCUGAUCCACAUAUUGGACUUUUACAUCGUGGUACUGAAAAACUGUGCGAAUAUAAGACAUACAUUCAAGCUUUGCCGUAUUUCGAUCGAUUGGAUUAUUGCUCUAUGAUGACAAACGAACAAGUCUAUUCAUUGGCUGUUGAACGUCUUCUUGGUAUUAACAUACCUGAUCGUGCAAAAUAUAUUCGAACUUUGAUGGGUGAAAUGACACGUAUUUUAAAUCAUACAUUAGCUGUUGGUUGUCAUGCACUGGACGUUGGUGCCAUGACACCAUUCUUUUGGCUUUUCGAAGAGCGUGAAAAGAUUUGCGAAUUCUAUGAACGUCUUAGUGGUUCUCGUAUGCACGCGGCUUACGUACGUCCCGGUGGUGUUGCAUUUGAUAUGCCACUUGGAUUUAUGGAAGAUGUUCACAAAUGGUGUGAAUCCUAUUCACGUCGUAUCGAUGAAGUUGAUGAUCUUCUCACGAGAAAUCGUAUUUGGACUCAACGAACAGUUGGCAUCGGUGUUGUAACAGCUGAAGAAGCUCUGAAUCUUGGCUUUUCGGGAGUUAUGUUACGUGGCUCCGGUAUCAAAUGGGAUCUACGAAAAACACAACCGUACGACGCAUAUGAUAAAGUAGAAUUCGAUGUGCCAAUCGGUGUGAACGGAGAUUGUUUCGAUCGUUAUUUAUGUCGUAUGGAAGAAAUGAGACAAAGUUUAAGAAUAAUGGAGCAAUGUAUCAAUCAAAUGCCUGCCGGAGAAUAUAAAAUUGAUGAUCACAAGAUCACACCACCAAAACGCACGGAAAUGAAGGAAUCAAUGGAAGCACUUAUUCAUCAUUUUAAACUUUUCAGUGAAGGUUUCGUAGUUCCACCUGGUACAACCUAUACUGCUAUUGAAGCACCAAAAGGUGAAAUGGGUGUUUAUCUUGUUUCUGAUGGUACAUCAAGACCGUACCGAGUUCAUAUCAAAGCUCCUGGAUUUAUCCAUUUAGCUGCUCUUGAUCGUAUUGCUCGUCGCCAUAUGCUGGCUGAUUUGGUUGCUAUCAUCGGUACAUUAGAUAUUGUCUUUGGUGAAGUUGACCGUUAA
Messenger RNA from Adineta ricciae, 1425 nucleotides. NCBI's taxonomy places the organism in Eukaryota, Metazoa, Rotifera, Eurotatoria, Adinetida, Adinetidae. The record is from the annotation of a GenBank genome assembly.